This is a messenger RNA of Ectocarpus siliculosus, 2358 nucleotides long. The record is from the annotation of a GenBank genome assembly. Lineage: Eukaryota; Phaeophyceae; Ectocarpales; Ectocarpaceae.
AUGGUGCAAGCGGAUCGUAAGAUAUUGGCUCUCCUGUAUCACAGCACCGGCGGACCCGCAUGGAGCAGAAGUCACAACUGGAAUACGAAGGCCGAUAUCUCAUCUUGGCGAGGCGUGAAAGUCAACUCCAAGGGCCGCGUGGUCCAGCUCGACCUGAGCAACAACAAACUUGAAGGAGUUAUACCCAAGGAACUAGGCAACCUACGAGCGCUGACGUCGCUGGAUCUACGUUCCAACGAGUUGAAAGAACACAUCCCGAAACAGCUGGGGAGUCUAACAGCCUUGGAACACCUCGACCUCAGCAGGAACCAGCUAGGAGGAUCCAUCCCGACGACGCUAGGCGCUCUGAGCAAGCUGAAGACUGUUCAGCUCCACGCCAACAAGUUAACCGGAAACAUCCCCAAGAGUCUGGGAGCUUUGAGGAAGCUGCAAGAGCUUUCUCUCUACAACAACGAACUUUCUGGGCCCAUUCCCAAGGAGUUGGGAGCCCUCACCGAGCUGCAGAAGCUAGAUCUAUAUCGCAAUAAUCUGUCAGGUCCCAUCCCGCCGGAGUUUGGAUAUAUCACAGCGUUGGUGUCCAUGAUCCUCUUCCAGAACAAUCUCACCGGCGGUAUCCCGAAACAGCUGGGAAACAUCACAGGGCUGCACACGUUAGAAAUCCACAGGAACCAGCUGAGCGGGAACAUCCCCUCGGAGCUAGGAGCCCUGAGAAACCUGGAGUCGCUCUGGCUUUGCGACAACCAGCUUUCUGGCCCUGUACCGGCGUCGCUGGGACAGCUCACCAAUUUGCAACGAAUCGAACUGGAUAACAACCGCAUUGUCGGAGGGCCGAUGAGUGGCGAGAGCCUUGGUUUGUGGAUGGCAAGGUUACGGAGGCAGGAGACUGCCCGUCAUGGGAAGAAAGAGACAACCAUGGAUACCAUCAGCUCCCCAAUACCAGGAGCUCGACAGGCUGGUAGCAAUGGCCAAGGAUCUCGGCGACGUGGCGUCCAAACACAUGGAGGACAAGGACAUGCAUCGAAAGGAGCUUGCCUUACCCCCGGGUUCGAAAGCGUAUUACACCACCAUCAGAACGGGUGUAUGCAAUGCAUACCUCGCUGGCAGCGUCGUCGGCAGUCGCUUGGUUCGUACAAGCAAGACCGGGGGUAUGAGCAUGCUGGCUUCGCAGCCGAAGCUUUGAAGGCUGGGGACAACAACAUCCAAACUCGGCGGGUGAUCAAGAUGACCGAUCUGGCACCUGAUGCGGUGGAGUGUUGUUCGGUGGCAAAGCUACUGGGCUUACGCCUCACCGACUACCUCUCAGACGAAACCAUCACCACGUCCUACGACGGGCGGGGAGGCCCCGUGCACAGUGCAGCAGGCUUUGGCGAGGGGGCAGGUAUAGGCGCGUGCGAAUGGAGUCAGAGCAAUGGCGGCUUGCCAGAUUGUGCAAGCGACGAAGACUUCAUGGAGUGGUUCGCUGAAGAGGCGGCGAGCUGCGUGCCAAACAACACAGGGAAGAGCACCCCUGAAGAAAAGACUGGGAGGCGGCUGGGGAAGCGACACAUCCGCAUGAUACUGGCGGCGGUGGAGCGGGGUUGUCUCCAAGGCACACACGCCAUCGAAGAAAAGGUUGAACAGCUGCUGAAGGUGGUUGUUCCCGAGGCCGGCGCGAAGCCUGUUUCGAACUCAAAUGCUCAAGAGAGAUCGUUCGAGCAGCAUCCUGCUGCGCCGGCGCCAUCCCAUGACGGAGGCUUGGACCUGCAUGCAGAGUUUGCCGCCAUGCAAGCAAAAUUGGAAGCAUUGGAGAUCGAGAAUGGGAAGCUCACGAGGAAGGUUUCGACCAUGGAGAAGAGCAUCCCAAAGCCUCAGGGAGAACCGAGCGACGAAGUGGAUGUGGGAGGAGGGCAGGCUCUUGCUUUUAAGCGCAAGGUGAAGAAGACCCAGGAGGAGGUCUGGCAGGAGAUGGCGGAAUCAGCGGCGGCGUCGGGCCAACGUCCGGUAACCCAAGACCAGCUGAGAAGGUUCGCGGAAGUCCAGGACGAACGUCAUCGCGAGCAUGACGCCAAUUUCAGCUGGGUUCAGGGAGCGCUUGGCGCACUCAAGAAGAAGAACCGAAAAUGGCGUCGAUGAGCACGGGAGUGGUUGAUUGGCACAGGCCAUGCACUUUGGAUUACUGCGCACUGAGGCCCUCUUCUGUAUGUGAUGAUGCAAGCGGUGUGCACUCCGGCGGGGUGAGAAACUUGAGCCCAAGGUUUUAGCCCGUCAAACCUUCUGUAUGUUUGACAUGUAAUGGCAGGGCAGGGAUGAUUUGUACUGUUGCGUCACACCAAUACCUCCGUACUGGUUUCCGACAGGAACUGAAGAUAUGUGCACAGG